UUUGUCGGCAACAAACUGUUGCGUUGUUUUGAUUUUCAAAAAUUUGAAUUAAUUAUUGUUUACAAGAGUUUUACAAGUGAUUUGGACGUUAUUUAGUGAAAUAAAAUAAGUGGAAUAAGUGUGUAAUAAAUGGAAAAUAAAUAUAUAUCGUCUGCUCACAUAGAAAAAUUGGGCCAUACAAUAACAGAAAUAAGGGAAAGGGCGCUAUUUAAUAUUGUAUGUAAGUUGGAUAAUGGUUUAUUAUUCGAUAAUGACUUGGCUAGAAGUAAAGAAUUGUUAAAUAAGCUAUUUAAUUGGUUUUUAUUUGACCCUUGUACAAAUGAAGAUAUUGUUUUUAAACUAAUCAAAAAAAUACUAAAGUCAGAAACCGGUAAAACCCUUAUAAAUCAUUAUGGAAACAACAUAAUAAUAAAAGAGUUGAAAAAAAUAAGGUCUUAUAUAGAACCAAAGUAUUUUAAACAUGUAGAUGAAUUAAUGGAAAUGUCCAGUAAUUUUGUGGAUGUGCCACCUCUUGUGAGUGAUUUACCAUUAAGUUAUAGAAGCACAGACACCCAAACUGCCAGGAAAACAUUUGGGAGUACAGCUACAACACAAAUUCUGUAUGUUAACAAAGACGAUUCUCUAGAUCAACAAGAUGGCCCUAAAACUUAUAGGAUUGAGUCCAAUAGGAGUAGUAAUAAGGAAUUAAAUGAGACGGUAUUGGAUUGGCUGCCACUGGUGGAGCCAGAUCGGCAUGUUUUAAAGUCUGUAGAGCAGUCUUUGUCGAAUCCGCCUCAACCUGUUGCUUUGCUGCAUUCCUGCGAAUUUUUUGUUAGCGUUUUGUUGCAGGAUUUCCCUGCUGAGGUUUUUAUACAGAGACCUGGUAUUGUUUUUAAUUUUUUGAAUUUGUUGGAAGUUUGCUUUUCAACAAGAGUAACAAAUGCAGUUUUAAAUUGUUUAUUUUGUUUAACAAAGGGUUUGAAAUUGAGGUUGAGUCAAUUUUUGGAUCCUUCUUUAAGAAGUUUUAAAUUACAGUAUUUUCAGUUAAGUUCCGGAACUUCAGGAAGUACCAGCUCUAAAAGUUCAAGGAACAGUGCAAUUAAUAAUGAAAAUGAUAAAUAUGAGACUUGUGAAGAUACAAUUUUAUUAAAAAAUGCGCAGAUUUCAAUAUUGAAAUACUGUUACAUUACAGCAAAUAAAGUGCUAAGGUUUUUAUGUGUAAAACCUGAAAAUUUAAAUAGUGAAAGAAGUAAAUCUAAUAAUCAGACUGCCUUAAAUUUAUCUGUAACAUUAAUUGAAGAAAUAUUAAGUUUACUAUCAUCAACAAUAAAUUGUAAUAUUUGGGACAUAACCCAACAAAACAUGAAACAAUUCAACGAACUUUUAUUUUCCUAUGGACAAACUUUGGAUUUUUUAAGGCUUGAUUCCACAACAUGUGAAAAUAAUUUGAAUUCCAGAGCGUUAUAUUUGUGCACAGUUCUAAAUUGCGUUACUUUAACAAAAAGUGCUUUAGCGAUUUCAAAUUCAAAUUCAUUACCAGCCAAUUUUAAAAACGCCCUGUCCAAUUCUCUACUGGAUGUUUGCAUGGCAAGAAUUUAUCCUGAAAUGCAUGAAAGCAUACAGAAUUUCGUCAAGAAAUUUGACUCAGAUGGUGAUACAAAAAAGUACAAUUUAGUGAAAGGUAUUUGUGAUGGGAUGAAUGCUGCAGUAAAAAUUCUUAAAAACCACAAACACCAAAAUUUUCACGAAUUUUUGCAUUUUACGGAAAAAAGUUUGCCUAGUGUGGAGUUCCAUAAAAACUUACAUCUACUAAAAAUCUACGUCGAAGUUGUGUCUGAAAAAUUAUUUUUGCUGAAGGAUGAUGAGGAAAUGCAGGAUAAAGCUGAAAAUAUCACUUUAUUUUUUUUGUCGCACAACUCAGUUGAAAUCAAGGAAGAAAUGUACAGGCUGUGUCAUUCCAAAGUUAUCGGUACAGUCGGGCCGAAAAUAAAUUUGGGAAAUUUAGGAUCGCCGAUUUUUUUUAUUUUGACCGACAAAAUUUUAACCGAAAUCUCCAUGUUUGGAGUCACUUCGAAAAACUCAAAGAUUCAGAUUUACUCGGAAAACAUUUUAAACCACAUAAUAAAGAGCAAAAUAUUGGUCUCAGAUUCAAUAUGGAACAAAACCAUAGAAUCCUUAAUAACGUCACUACCCAUACUAACCUGCCACGCGCACAAAGAAUUACUAUUGGGCAGGAUAAUCGUCAACAUCCUUGAUCCCGACACAGCCAAGGACCUUUUGUUCCCGAAAAUCACAAUUUUAAAAAGCAACGCUGCUUUGUUAUUCUCCAAAGACGAUACGUCCAGGGAUGAAGCUUACUCGAGAAUUUGUUGGCUUUUGGCAACGCAGGACGACGCCAAAGCCACGUUGCCAAGACUCAAUGGGUUGUACGAUAAGGCGUUGUCGAAUGUGUGCCGGCAACCCAAGAUAGUAGAUUUGAACAAGAGCAGGAUGACGCAACAUUUUUACCAACCAAGUAGCUUAUACCAGAUAGUGGACGUCCUUAAAUCAAAAAACGUGGAACCAGUGAUCAGAAGGUCCGCCGUUACUCAAGUCAGCGUGAUGCUCGAAGACGCUCUGCUGCAUCAAGUUUUUCUCGACUUAGGGGGCUUGGACGUUAUCGUUAAAGUAAUCAAGCAUGCCUUGAUAGAGCAGGAUUUCCAGGACUAUCCCGAUUCGGUUAUUCCUGCAAUCGCUGCCUUGAAAUUUCUAGCGCUGCAUCAUGGUAGCGUUAGAGAUUAUUUGAGCAAUGAAGUUGAUGUAAUAAUAUCGAUUUUAAGAGCGAUGUUUUUGUAUUUUACCGAAGAAAGAGUAAAACAGGACGCCAGCAUUCUCUUAUUUACAUUAUUGUAUAAGGAUUUUAUUAUUGGCAGUCCACAGAAAGGCAACUUUUCCCUGCCGCAUUUUGUCUAUGAUACUUUACAUGUCCCAUUUAUAUGCGGUACGCAUUGGAGCCAAAGUCCAUACACCAAUGAAACAAUUUGUGAUUCCAUAGUGAAAGAUAAAUGGUGUUUAAGUUCCCUUCAAAUACAGUGGAACAUAGAAGUUUUCGGUUUUCAAAAUUUGCUGAAGCUGCAAGAAAUUUCGUACAGCGACUGUAAUAUUGAAGUUCCCGACAUUUUAAGACUGAACCAAUACGAUUUUGAGUCGAUAAAAAGAUCUUCAAUCGAUUAUUGCAUAAAAGAAUCUUUGGAUGAUAUACAAAAUGGCGCAUCACAUUCAAAUGUGAUUGAAUCUAUAAAUAGCUUAACAUUGUAUUUGAAUCUGCACAACUUAUACAAAACCCUAAAAAAAUCCGACAUGGAUGACAUUUUAUCCCAUCCCUGGGAAAAAACGUUGGUGAGGUUCCUAAAAGUGCUGCCCUCUAGUGAGGAGGAUGUGUUUCUAUUAAAGGCGGUAAUUAAGCUCCUGAAAGUGCUUGCAACGUGCCACAAAAACUCCGAAAGAGAAUGCUGGAUAAGUCAAUUCCUAAAAAACCCAAACACCUGCAUUUUGGAUUUGCUAGCAAUCGACAACACAACCGAAGAAGAAUCCAAAAUUUUGUCAGAAGAAUUGUUGAAGUUAAUUUCAAUUUGCGCAUGUCAAGAACAACACUACCUGGAUUAUUGCUACCCCUUGAAACUGAAACCCCAAAAACCUGAAGAUGCCGCUAUGUCAUGGCGAUAUGUCGUUAACAUACUAUCAGAUACCUUGAAGUUUAGUGACGCGCAGCAUUUUUAUAAUUUGGCCUACCUAGACUCAAUCCUAUCCUGCCUGGUCAACCUGACAGGCAGCCUAGGUUGGAGCGAGUGUAAACCCAGCCUAACCGCUAAAGAACCGAUACCGCAGAUGAUUAAAGUGCUGUGCGAACUUCUGGUGGCUUUCCACUGCGGUAAAGGCCAGUCUGCAUCCGUAUCGGUGAUGGGGUUGAGCAUAACGCGGCACGUUUUGCUAAUUUUAAACCACACCUUAGCCGAGAUACAAAAUGCCAAGGCAAAGGGUUGGGAGAGUUUGUUUUUGGAGCAAAACAUUUUCGAAAAUCUCAUAGCUUUGUGGUCGAGUCGCGAUACCGUACUAAGAGCAGCAGCUCUUCAGCUGUUCAACGGUUUGGUUUUGUCCGCUAGGAUGGCCGUGGAAGUUGUCAAAAUGAAAAAUUGCGGCAUAUGGGACUUGACUUUUUCCGUCAUCAAUGAUGAAUCUGAAGCGAAUAUAGUAAAGGAAAAUGCCUUCUUACUAUUAGCCAAUUUGGUAGCCCAUAAUAUACCCAACGAAACUUGUAAAAAUGGUCUUAAAAAACAAGACUCCAUAGGGUACAUUUUGGGUUUAACAGAAGAACACAAUUUUUUCACGAAUGUAGAAUUAAUACUAACCAAAUUAUUUACCAUGGAUUUCACGCAGGACACGUUAUCCACAGGUUAUUCAGCUUACACAGAAAGUACUUUUUCAUCCUCAAGAAGUUCACAAAGCUCAUCAAGCUCCAGAAGCGAUUUAACGGAUUCAUUGAGAAGUUACGUAACAACACCAAGUUUGGUGAAAAAUAUCGCCAUAUUCAUAUGCAACUUGAUGACCCUUGCACCCACAGAAGUUACCACAAAGUUGCACGAACAAGGGAUUCUGAAACUCUUGCUGAGGACCCUUUGUUUACCAGCAAUGUCGAUAAGAAACACCAGAGAAUUAUCUCUGUAUUGCGAUCUUUUGGAAAUGAAUUCAUACGUGUGUUCGUGCCUUAGUAUGGCCGCAUCAUACAACAUUUCAUGUUUGGGCACAAUUUUACACACCAGGGACUGUUUCAACAUCGUAAUUUCCUUGCUAAACCCGAAAAUAUACCAUGCUAAUUUACCGCAAUUAAUCUAUUUAAGAAACUGCUUGUGGAGCGAAAUUUUUAAUUUGAUUUUAAUAAUUUUUAACCUCGACAAUAAGGGUCUGGAGUCGUUGGAUAUUUUUUCCGGCACUCUAUCGGAAAUAGGACCCGAACCUUUUUUGGAAACUUUGUGCGAGUCUCUGUGCUCUAUAGGCUCAAAAGAUUUGCAAACUUCAGCCCUAGCAUCGUUAACAUCCCUUCUACGCGUAGAUUCAGGCCGACCAACUAUAGUAAACGAAAUAUCUCCAAGUUUAUCGGUACACGACUUAUUGGAUAGUGUUAAAACACCAAGAUCAUUUUUGGGUGAUGAGGAUAAUGAUGAUGAAGAAAACAUAGAGCCUAGUAAUAUAAACAAAAGUCCAAUUGACUCCCCCAAAGAAAGCAUGAUAAAACUGUUGGAGGAAACAUAUUUUGAAGGGUAUUGUUUAAAGAAACCCAGUAAGAAAGUUGUUCAAAGUUUGGAAGUUGUGAGAUGUGAUAAUAUUAAUAUGUCUGGCAGCGAAAUCUGCAAAAUUCUGCUGUACUUGUACGAUUUAGAGGAGUUAAAGUCGAAGAAAGAUGCAAGUAACGCCAAAAAAAAAUCUCUGGUAAUUGCGGCCCUAUCAGCUUUACUGUGCGUUUCGCAGGAAGCUAAAAAACAUGCUAUGAAUAAUGGUUUACUUUUCAACAUAAUCAAAAAGUUACGGGAGUUCGUCGUUAAACUAAGUUUGGAUUCCGUGGAAUGUUUAAGGAAAGUUUCGGAUAAAAAACGCGUUUGUCCGAUUCUGCAAGAGUUGGAUGAAGUCGUGGGUUUGGCAACGAAUUUCAUGUAUCGGAAUGACGAAGCUAAAAAGGAGGCCGACAAAUACGAUAUCGCCGACGUUCUGCAUAAGCUGUGGGGGUGGUUUAACGUGCAGAACUCUUAUUUGCUGGAUGUUCUACGAUUGCUCUGCACGUUUACUACAAAUUGUUCGUUGGCUUGCCAAUCGUUGCCUCUGACAAACCCAGUGGCCGGAUCUGGACCCAAAAAGUCACCAAACAAUUUGUCUCUUUUACAUGCCAUCAUAACUUUGAUAGAGAAGGAAAUGAACCAGAUUAGUAGAACGCACGAUCUCACAGCUCUGGAACUUUCUUUUGAUAUUUUACAUAAUUGUUCUACCGUUUUGGAGUGCAGAGUGCUUUUAUCCAAGGGCAAUCUAUUACAAAGUAUAUCCAGACUUCACCCUGCUCUAACUAAAAGGCAAAAACCAUGGAGCACAAUAGAGCUAAUUUGGCUCAAUUUCCUGCAAACUUUUACGAAAUAUCCUGAAGGGCAAACAUGUAUAGCGAAGAUCACCGACGUUUUUGAAAUUGUGAUGAAUUUAACCAACAGCACUAAAGCCGAAAAUCGUAUUUUGGCGAUGUCAGUGCUAAGGAAUUUGGCUUUCUAUCAACCUAAUAGGCCUAGAUUACUAUCUUCUGGUGAGUUUCUGAAUAUUCUCCAAAACAAAUUGGAGUUUGGGGACAAAGAAGAGAAAAGCCAUGUGGUUGUAAUAAUGUGGACUUUGGCGGCAAACAGUCAGAAAGCCAAACUAGUACUUAAAUCUGCAAACUUGGAAAAAAAAUUGCAAGACGCUAUAAAACAACGCAAACUUAUGGGAGAUUUUAACACUGAAGAGGAGGAUAUUAAAAUAAUGUUCUACGUCUUAAAUAUUCUUAAAGAUAGAUAACAAUAAUUAAGCCCUACAAUUUUUAUUAUUACCUGUUUUACAUUAUUUAUUAACUGAUUUUAAAAUAAAUAUAUUUUUAUAAAUA
Messenger RNA from Brassicogethes aeneus, 6631 nucleotides. The record is from the annotation of a GenBank genome assembly. Lineage: Eukaryota; Metazoa; Arthropoda; Insecta; Coleoptera; Nitidulidae.